Molecule: messenger RNA, 1619 nt
Organism: Musa acuminata subsp. malaccensis (wild Malaysian banana)
Lineage: Eukaryota; Viridiplantae; Streptophyta; Magnoliopsida; Zingiberales; Musaceae
Product: peroxidase 31-like
Biological process (GO): hydrogen peroxide catabolic process; response to oxidative stress
Molecular function (GO): peroxidase activity; heme binding
Source: RefSeq, a predicted model, not a curated record
CUUCCUCCGCCCACUUCGGCCGGGGGGGAAGAAGCAAUUUCAUCAUCUUAUCAUCCCAUUCAGAUAAAGCAUUGAAGAAAGAAAAAGGAGGAGAAAAAGAAUAAGAAGAGGAGGAGAAGAAGGAAGAUAAACAUGGAGAGACGUGCCCUGGUGACAAGGAUCGCGGCUCUGGUUGCCGUCCUCCUCCUCGCGACCCCUGCCGCCGCCAAGCUCACCGCCACCUACUACCAGAAGACGUGCCCCAAGGCGGAGCAGAUCGUGUCGGAGGUGGUGACGACCAAGCAGAUCACCACCCCCAUCACAGCCGCCGGCGCCCUCCGCCUCUUCUUCCACGACUGCUUCGCCGGCGGCUGCGACGCCUCCGUGCUCGUGUCGACCAACGCCUUCAACCGCGCGGAGCGCGACGCCGACGACAACGUCUCUCUCCCCGGGGACGGCUUCGACGUCGUCAUCCGCGCCAAGACAGCCCUCGAGCUUCAGUGCCCCGGCGUGGUCUCCUGCGCCGACGUCCUCGCCCUCGCCACCCGCGAGCUCGUCAUCAUGCUGGGCGGGCCUUUCUACCACGUCCGCCUCGGCCGCAAGGACGCCCUCAACUCCACCGCCGCCUCCGUCGAGGGCCAACUCCCCGGCCCCAACAUGACCGUGGACCAGCUCAUCUCCCUCUUCGCUCAGAAGAGCUUCACCGCACAGGAGCUGGUGGCCCUCUCCGGCGCCCACACCGUCGGCUUCUCGCACUGCGACCAGUUCGCGUCGCGCAUCUACGGCUACGACGGCCGCAACCAGAACGCCUACGACCCGGCGAUGAACCCGCAGUUCGCGCAGGCGCUGCAGAAGGCGUGUGCCAACUACACCACGGACCCGACCAUCGCCGCCUUCAACGACGUGAUGACGCCGGGCAAGUUCGACAACCUGUACUACCAGAACCUGCUGCGGGGGCUGGGCCUACUGGCGUCGGACCAGGCGCUGGCGGCGCACCCGCGGACGAAGCCCUUCGUGCAGCUCUACGCCGCCAACCAGACCGCUUUUUUCACGGACUUCGCGCACGCCAUGGAGAAGCUCAGCGUGCUUGGGGUGAAGACGGGCCGCAAAGGCGAGGUCCGGCGACGCUGCGACGCGUUCAACAACCUCUCCACCUAAACAACGAAAGCUUUCAUCAAGACUCGACCGUGGAUUAUGUCGUCCAUCGUCGUCGUAGUUUAGGCAUGGAGAGAUGCAUGUAAUCUCCAUGCCCCAAGCUCUACCACAUACAUUUAUAUAUAGACUAUAUAUGAUAACACUUCAUGAAUUUUUGAGCUUCUCAUAUAUGUUACCAAAUCAUGUCUCUUCAUGAGUGGGAAGAUGGAUGGAUUCUUCAUGCCCUUUUAUAUUCAUUAUCAUGGAGAUGAGAAAGAUGCGAGAAUAAUAUAUGUAACGUACGGAAUUGAACCAUGUCCCGACCCCAGAAGAUGUGAACCGUCGAUUCUAUCAGACUAUUGGCGUUGACAAGAUUGACGGUCAAGAUCUUCGGAAAUUACGAGCCGGCCGUCUAAGUUCAGAUUUCGUGUAAAAACAGGAAACAUGGAAACGUACCCGGUUUUCACCCUCCAAUCGCUUUGUUUCGUGACGGGCCCAGACGUUAA